This is a messenger RNA of Jaminaea rosea, 3462 nucleotides long. RefSeq lists its product as hypothetical. The coding region runs from base 1 to 3462 and encodes 1153 amino acids. Gene Ontology annotation, molecular function: lipid binding. The transcript is spliced from 3 exons. NCBI's taxonomy places the organism in Eukaryota, Fungi, Basidiomycota, Exobasidiomycetes, Microstromatales. The record is from RefSeq and is a predicted model, not a curated record.
AUGGCGCAGUACACUCCACAGAGAAAGGUGCCAACGGUACAAGAAUUCCGAGAGAUUGAGAAGCAGCGAGAGCGAGCAUCGCUGGGCAACGACUCUGAUCUAGCUGCCAGUGAGCAGGCCGAGACCGCUCCCAGCGCUCCCAGCGCUCCUAGUGCCCCUUCAAGUGCCCUCACUGAUUCGUCAGGAGGAGCCGCUCCUCCAGUCGCUGUGCCUGACCGCGAGGCGAGCUUGAGGCAGCGCAAGAACGCUGGCGCAGCUGAAGAUCCUGACGACGAUGACGACGCGCCAGAAGACGGCGAUUACGGCGAGCAGAGUGGCCAGGCCGAAAAGGAGCGCCUGAAGCAGCAGUCGCAACCCCAAGGCAAGCCUACAGACUUCAAGGAGAAGGGCAAGCGUCGCGUCGACGACCCCACGACUGGCGGCAAGGUCAUCAUCGCCGACUCCCGCAAGAAUGCCAAGGUCGAGCCCGAGAAGCUUGAGGCGCGCUAUUUCGACGAUAAGAACAAGGGCUUCUCGACCAACUGGCCCAACAACCGCUCCAAGCACGACCCCAUGUACGUCUCGCCCAACCCAGCUGAGCCUUCCAAUGUCCUCAUCCACCCGUUCCCCGAGCCACUCCACGUCGACUCUAUGACGAGCUUGACGGGUUCCUUCAAGAAGCUGGAGAUUGGCCUCGCCGUCGGCUCGGUCGUAAUCUGGUUCUUCGUGGCCUUUGGCGCUGGAUUCACAAAGUUCAUCUUCAGGUCAACUCUCAUCUUUGGCUUAACAUUCCUCGCCGUGACUGUCUCGCACCUCGCACUCCGCAAGAUUGAGAAGGACCUCGAGGCCGUCCGCACUCAUAUGCAGACGCAGCGUGGCCAGGACUACGCGCCUCCGAUGCCAGAGUCUGUAGAGUGGCUCAACGCUGCUAUCGCAGUCGUAUGGAGGCAGAUCGACCCUGCUACCUUCAUUCCCAUUGCCGAUCAGAUCGAGGACGUAAUGCAGCAGAGUUUGCCCGGCUUUAUCCAAGCCGUCAAGAUUUCUGACCUGUCUCAGGGUUCCAACCCAUUCAGACUGGUUUGCAUGCGCGCUCUGGCCGACGUCAUGGGCGACCGUGGCUACCCUCGCGCCGACUGGAUCCACGAGGGCAAGGAAGACGAGAAGACCAAGGAGGACGCCAAGGCUGAGAAGAAGGCAGUCGAGGGCGAUGCUGACGGUGACGGCAUCAAGGAUGACGACGAGGCCGGCGACUUCUACAACGUGGAGGUUUCCUUCUCAUAUAGCGCAAAGCCUGGAUCCAGUGCCAAGGACCGAGCUGAGAACAUGCAUCUGCUCAUCGAGUUCUUCCUCGGAGCCUACGACCUCUUCCAGCUGCCUUUCCCCGUCUGGGCACAGGUCGAGCACAUCUCCGGCACUAUCCGUGUCCGCGCACAGUUCAUCUCUAGCCCGCCUUACAUUCGCAACGUCACCUUCUCGCUCAUGGGCGUGCCUCGUGUUGAGGUCAGCGUUCAGCCCAUGACGCGCGCUCUGCCCAACUUGCUCGACCUUCCUCUCAUCAGCACUUUCGUCCAGAUGGCCAUUGGCGCUGCUGCCAACAUGUUCGUCGCUCCGAAGAGCAUGACUCUGAACAUGGAGGAGAUGCUCUCCGGUGCCGCCGCCAACGACACGAACACGGUUGGUGUCCUCUGGGUCCAGAUCGGUCACGGUGAGGGGCUCUCCGCGCAAGACGCAAACGGCAAGUCGGACCCCUACGUCAACAUUGCCUUUGCCAAGUUUGGUCGCCCCCUCUUCAGCUCUCGCAUCAUCUUCGAGGACCUCAACCCCAACUGGAACGAGGGCGUCCCCAUCCUCGUUAGCCGCGAUGACCUGCGCGGAAAUGAGGAGCUCAGCGUCCAGCUCUGGGACUCGGACGAGCGCACCGCAGACGACAUCGUGGGCCGCGUCAAGGCUAUCCCGCUUUCUGAGCUUGUCAAGAAGCCCAAUGUCAUGCAGGACCGUCAUGACAAGCUCGCUGGUUUCGAGGACGCAGAUGAGAUGAUCGGUACCUUCCACUGGAAGAUUGGAUUCUUCGAGAAGGCCAAUCUGAACAAGGAGCUGCAAAAGAAGGCGCAAGCUCGCAUUGAAGAGGACAAGAAGAUCGAGAAAGAGAAGGCCGGAGAGAAGUACAAGCCUCCUCCCAAGCCUACCAAGGAGGAAGAGGAGGCCGACCCCGACGCUACGCUUUGCCCUCCCGACCCGAAGUACCCCAGCGCUAUCCUCGGCAUCACUGUGGGCAGCAUCUCUGCCCUCGCCACGCGUGAGAUCGAGGAGGGUGUCAAGGGCAAAGAGCGCGAGGGCUCCUUUGGUCAGGAUGUCGAUGCGACGCAAGAGGGCAAGAAUCUGCCAAGCGCCUACUGCGAGAUCGUCGUCAACGACGACAUCCUCUUCAAGACCCGCGUCAAGCCGUACUCGAAUGCUCCCGUCUACAAUGCCGGUACGGAGGUCUUUGUCCGCGACUGGCAGAAAGCCCAGGUCAGCAUCAUUGUUCGCGAUGCGCGCAUCCGCGAGCAUGACCCUAUCCUUGGUAUCGUAUCCAUCCCCGUGGCCGAGGCCUUCCGCGACUCGUCUGCUGUCACGAAGCCUUACUCCAUUCAGGACGGUGUUGGCUACGGCCGCGUGAACAUGACGUUGAACCUCCGACCUGUCAAGCUUGAGCUUCCCCGCGCUCAGCUAGGCUGGGACACUGCCACCGUCGAGCUUCUCUCUGAGCCGCAGAUCAGCGGCCACACGCCCGAAUGGGACACGAAGCUCAAGAAGGUCAAGUUGCGCGCUAGCACGGGUGACGACACGCAGCCAGGCAUCGACGGCGGUGAAGCCGGCGAUGAUGCUGUUGCCCGUCUCCCUGUAUACGACAGGUACAGUAGCUCUCUCACCUUCGACUUCGGUGGCGGAGGCGUCAAGCUCGGCCCUCUGGGCGGCAAGCCGGACGCGAUUGCCAUGCAGCCUCUGAGCGAGUUGCCAGACGACGAAGUCAGCGAGAUUUCUAUCCCUAUUCUGGUUGGCGAAAACCUCGGCACUCUCAGGCGCAACUACAUCGACGAGUUUACCCAGCGCACACACAAGUUCGAAGAGGUGGGUACGCUGCGCUGCAAGGUUCGCCUGGACUCUGGGCUGGACGAAGACCACGAGAAGCUCGCGAAGGCCCGUGCCGCCCGUCAUGCGUACGAUGUGUACAACAGGCAGGUGGCUAUGCCUAACCGUGCGGAGACGAAUGCCCACGCCAACGACGAUGGCGUCAUUGACCGCAAAGAGCAGAAGUCGAUCAAUCGCGCUAAGAGCGAGGCGCUGCAUGCUAGGCAUCGCGGCAGCCAUGGGUACGCUGCGGUGAGGAGUGGAGUGUGGGCCAAAGAUGGAGUGAAGGAGAGGCUGAGGAAGGCCUCAAACUCGCUGAGGGGCAAGAAAGACAACGAUUCGGCGGAGAAGAAGGUCAAGAGUGAGGCCUGA